UGUCCAGUUAUACAGUGUAGGCGACUCGUUGGCCCGCGCACAACGUCGCCGAGACGAAAAGAAGUGUCGGUGUAACGGUAUAGCCCAAUAACGGCCCACGUAUGUACAUACACAUGUACUAUAUGUAAAUGUAAGCGCAUACAGAAAAUCGAUUUGGAGGCAAAUUUUGCAAAAUUGUUAACGGUGCAAUGGUCGGACUAUUGAAUCCAAUGAAAUAUGGCGAUCAUUUCUAUGAAUUGUACACCAGCAACACACGCAGAAAGUUGCAAAAUGAGCGGAAGGCGCUCACGAAGCGAAAGAGCCGCAAGGAGAAAUCGGCAGCGGCAUUGGCAGCCGUUGCUGCAGCCGCUGUGCUGGAUGGCAACGGUGGAGGGGCCGGUGCUGGCAUAGUGAAUCCCUUGGAUCCACCAUUAAUUAAGGAUCAGCUGCUUCUGAUGCCAGCGUUUCCCGUUGCGCACAUCGAGCUUGAUCCGAAUGCAUCAAAAUUUGCCGUAUUCUCAGCGAUACGCUCCACUGUGCUGGAGGCAGAGACGCGCUUUGCGCUCUUUCACGAGGGCAACGGACAUGCGGCCAUGUCAGCCGCAUCGGCGAUCAAGAAAUGGAGCGGCAAUAUGGGUUCCUCAUGCUGCCUCGUUUGCGCCGGCAGUUGCAUGGUCAGCAACCUGGUCGAUUGUGCCUGCCAUGCGCCGCUCGCAAUGGGUGGCGGCGGCGGUGGUGGCGCUGCCGGAGCAGCUGGUGCCGCUGGCGGUGCAGCAGCAGUUGCUGGCGCAGCUGGCCCAGCGGACAAACGGACGACGAACAGCGCCAAUAGCGAUGCCGACUCGGACACGGAGGAGCCCGAAGAACGUGAACCGGUCUAUGCCACGGUGCCGCUCAUUGUCGGCGCCGGGCUGCGCAGUCUUUUCGAGCUGAUCGCGGACGCACGUCACAUUCAGCCACUGUUGUGCACCAAGGCGCUGAAAGCACUACUCGAUGUUAUUCAAGGCCAGCAGCCGGAAUCGUUUAAGCUUGAACCGGAAGACCUUAUCAAUCCGCUUUACGAUCUACUGCUCGAUCUGGCCACUAUGCCGGCGGCAAUAAGCUCCACAACCGGUGCCGAGGCCAAUUGGUCGGCGAUGGCCUGUGCGGCUCUAAUUGGCCUCUGCAUUGCCCGCGGCGACACUGGCAAAAUGCUAAAAGCCAUUGCCGCCAUGCUCAUGUCGCCCAGGCAGCUAUCGGCCCAGAUUGUUCAGCUGCCCGCUGUGCUGGCGGCACUGCAGCAUACGGUCGUCAGUGCGGCGCUCAAUAAACCAACGCGUCCCGAUUUUCACAGUCAUGGCGUGCCACACAAUUCACUGAUUGAUGAGUUCGCUUUGAAGCUGCCAAUGAUGACAACUGCGCAGCAGCAAAUGGCGCCAGCAAUGGCCUGCGAUGGCGUCUUUGUCUACGUGCUGUAUUGCGGUGCACUGUUAAAGAUUGGCACUGGCUUCGGCGGCUCCUACAAGGGACACAUCUAUGCACAGAAUGAGGACUUCAGUCGCGAGCGCAACGCUUGGCUGGGUUACAGUGCCGGUCAAGUGUAUUUCCGGCGCAAUUGCAAGCGAAGCGCCGAUCAGCUGCAGUUGGUGGGCAUGGAUACGCUGGCGGUGAAAUCAAUGAAUCCCCUCAAUAUGCUCUCCAUGCGCGAGGGACUUAACUACGUACUCUUCACGGACGAUGAUUCACUACAUGCCAUCUGCAGUAAUCGGGAUGACACUCUGGUGGUCAAGAAGCUGAAUCUAUACCACAAUAGCUACAGCAGUGAACCGCCCCCGUUUGAGCUGCCGCUGCAGCUGGCACGCAAAAAGUUUCGCACACUGGGCUAUGCGGCGUUCGAGGAUGAGCUGCUGAAUCAGCAACAGAUCCAGCGCAUCCAGUCGGCGCACAAUAUAUUUGAGCCAAAGCUACCGGCGCCGUGUCGCGAUGCCGAUGUGCUCGGCCUGGCCUGCGGCAAGGACUUUGGACUGGUGCGUGCCAGCAAUGGGCGUGUUUACUACUAUGGCAAAUCGGCGGCGCUGGGACUGAAAUGUGUGGGUCGCACUCCCACGCUGAAACUGACCGAACUGAUUGUUUCAAAGGCGGCGCAUAUUGUUCAUGUGGCCGUUGGACACGAUGGCGUUCAUGCGCUGCUCGUCAACGAUGAUGGCACCGUCUACUUUGCGGGCACGGCGCGACGCGGUGAGGAUGGCGACAGUUCCAAGAAUCGACGACAGCCCAAACCGGUGAAGCCCAAAAAGAUGACCAAAAUCGAUGGGCAUGUUGUGGUGCAUGCCGCGUGUAACAAUGGCACCUCCGCCUUUGUGACGAAAACGGGCAAACUGAUAAUGUACGGCAAGGAUACGGCCCAUUGCGAUUCGAUGGGCUUUGUCACCGAUCUUCUCGAUCAGCAUGUGACCAAAGUGGCGCUGGGCAAGGCGCACUGCGUCGCUCUGAGUGCCAAGGGGCAGGUGUUCACAUUUGGGCUGAACAACAAGGGUCAAUGCGGUCGUGUCUUCAACAAAAUGUUGCCCGUCCGCGAUGUGCCAAGCUCGUCGUCGGCGUAUGCGCUGCUCAGCAUGCAUGUGGACAAGCUGCGCCACAAAGUGGACUUCUCAUCGCUGUGCGACUACGACGAUCACAAUCUGGUGCAGGGGCAGUGUCGCGUCUGCAUCAUGUGCCGCGAAUGCACCGGCUACAAUGUCAGCUGUGUCUCCGCUCUCAAUGUGCCUCUCGAGCAGCGUCUGCCCGGCAGCAUUUGCCCCUGCGGACACGGCGAUGCUGGCUGUGCCAAGUGCGGCCUGUGCUCCGCCUGCGUCGCGCUGCAGGAGAGCGAAAUAAUUGCUGCCGAUGCCAAAGCGGAGCUGAAACCGCUACCAGGUGAAUUGGUGCGUCAGCAGCGUUCCAAGACGCUGAUUAUGCGACGAAAGGAGAAGAAACCAUCGGAGCUGGAGACUGGUGCCGCUGGUUGCACUGGUGGCGGCGGCACACCCACCGAUCUGGAGAAGGAUCCACCGCGUGUGGCACCGCUGGCGCCACAGUCGCUGCAACUGCCGAGCAGCUCACCGGUAGUGCAAGUGGCAUGCGGCCUGCACCACACCGUGGUACUAACGCUCUCCGGCGAGGUCUUCACAUUUGGUAGCAAUCAAUACGGCCAGCUGGGCAGUGGAGAUCUACAGGCGGUCACCGGACCAAUACGCGUUCAAGUGCAGGGUGCCAUUAGCCAGGUGGCUGCCGGCAGCAAUCACACGGUGCUGCUCACUCACAAGGGCGUGGUCUACACGUUCGGCAACUAUCAGAAGGGUCAGCUGGGUCGCUUGCCCAGCGACUUUGGUCAGAAGCCAACCCUCUCAAGCGUCGCUGCUCAGCAACAGGACCAACAGCACCAGCAGCACCAACAGCAACACCAACAAGAGGAUGCAGAUUCUCCACCGGAAGCAGUCUGCCUGCCCGGUGGCUCCAAGGAGUGUAUUCUUGUACCGCCCAAUACGGCUGCUUUAAUUGCGCAGCGUCAGAAAUUUUUAUGGAACUGUGGGCCCAGCGCCGUCUUCGGUCUGGGUCCCAGCUAUGGCAAAAAGGUUACCUGGAUCGGUGCCAAUGGCGACCAGACCUUCAUCAAGAUUGACGAGUCACUAAUUACCGCCCAAAUGCUGCCCAAGAUGCAUGUGGUGGCCAACAAAAAGACCAUACUGUUAAUUCCCAGCAUUCCGCUGUCGUUUCACACGCUAUCCAUAAAUCGCAGCGACGGCAGCUGCACGCCACAUUAUCGAGGCCAAACGAAAUUUGCACAGUUGCUGCAGACACAGCAGCCACAUGGUCUGCCGGAGAUCAAUCGUAACGUGGAUGUUGCGACACCGGUGGUAGACCAGCAACCGCUGGCCAGCGCCACAACGGCCGGUGUGCCAAUCAAUGAGCAAAUGUCGCGCAGCAUGCACGAGGCGCGUAAUCACAUCUUCGAGGAGCAGGUGGAGACGGCACAGCCAGCAUCGCUGACAGCAUCGCCACGAUUGCAGCGGCGAGUGCGAACGCGCCAAGAGGCGGUCGCCGCAUGCCCAGCAUCGCCGGACAAGCAGCAGCAGCAACAGCCGCCGCCACCACAAAUUGCCUUUGCCAUGGACCCCAGCUAUAAUGUCCUGUGGGUCUUCGAUGGCGUCGCCCGCAGGCUGCGCUGUUACAAUGUGGUCGCCAGCGAAAUAGCCGAAAGCAAUAUGAACGCUGCCAAUUACCGAGCGCUGCUGUCGCCGGAACUAUCGCUGCCCAGCAAAGCGGAGGCGCGCGUGUCGCGUUCGCAGGCAUCGCUGAAUCUGCUUGCCUGUUUGGAUAUACUGACAUCGGCACAGGAUAAUAUACCGGGCUGCUUUGAGCAGACGCUGACGCAGCAGCCGCACCAGGCGGCCGAGGCACAGAGCGGUGAAUAUCAGGUUGUGAAUCGCUUCGAUAACUUCGGCGGCGGCUGGGGCUAUUCCGGGCACAGUGUGGAGGCGGUGCGCUUCUCGGCGGACACGGACAUUGUGAUCUGCGGCUUUGGCAUGUUUGGCGGACGUGGCGAGUACAGCUGCAAGCUGAAACUAUUCGAUCUGGGCGUCGAUGGCGGCGGCUACGAAAAGGAGGGUGUCCUCAUCAGCGAGACAAAGGAGGUGCCAUAUGAGUGUGCCGCACGCAGCAAGCAUCACAUUCAGCUGCCGAAGCCGAUUAAUGCGACGGCGGGUCGCUGGUUUCUGGUUUGGGCACGCAUCGCUGGCCCCUCCUCUGAUUGUGGAUCGUGCGGCCAGGCAUCGGUGACCACCGAGGAUCAAGUGGUCUUCUCAUUCAAGUCCAGCAAGAAGGCGAACAACGGCACCGAUGUGAACUCUGGCCAAAUACCGGCGAUACUGUAUCGCCUGGUCACACAGGACUGCAAGCAGCCGCCGUUGCCCCUCGACGCCGAUCCCGUUCAGCGCAUCUCGCGCGCCUUUGCCAACAGCGUGAGCCGCGAGUGCUUCGAGAGUCUGGUGGUGCUGCUCAGCUGGUCGUGGGACUGUUUCAAGACGCAGCUGCGCGAGCAACGCGAUCGCACCAGGCCGCUGCAACUGCAACAGACACUCCAGUAUCUGGGCUAUGUCAACAAAUCGUGCCUGCGCCUGCUGCGCAAAUACACCAACGAGAUCUAUCCGCAGCGCUCGAGUCAACCGUCAGCUGCUACGGGUGGCUCAAUUGGAAGUGGUGCGAUUGCCGCCGCCCUCUCAAAACUCCAACAAAAGCCAAAUAACAAGGGUAAUACACCAGCAAAGCAUGCUGCUGCUGCAAUCAUAAUCUCUAAUCCAUUGCGCCUCCUUACAGAAAAGACACCGAGUCGCAUGCUGAGCAAUGCCACCGCAGCGCUGCCCAGUUCGCUGUCCGCUGUCGGCUCGGGAACGCCGCUGGCACGCAAAACCAAUCUGGAGAACAUUCAGUUGGCCGAGUGCAUUGGAAAUGUGCGUGCCCUUCUCAUUGGCAUCUUUUGCGAUGACAUCUUCAAGGACAUUGCCACCGAAGAGGGGUACGCCUUGGUGCUGGAAAUCCUAGACGAGUGCCAUUUGAGCUUUGUAGCAUGCUUCGAUGCAUUCUAUCCGACAUCGUCACUCAAAUGGAACUGCCUUUGCGAUCUGCUGGCCCAAAUGGAUCGUGGCGCUUUACAUUCCCGCCUGCUGAGCGCAAUUCUUGCCGGUCUCUGCUCGCCCAGUGUCAAGUUGCGUGCGACAUUUUCGUUGCUGAAUGUGGCCGGCAAUGAGCGCCAGUCGAUAAUCAGUCCGAGCGAUAAUUCGGGUCUGCCGAUGCUAUCGUCAACGGAGGCGCAUCAGUAUCCCAUAUUGGUGGAACAGAUGAUCUAUCGCACGCAGCAGGAGAAGAGUGACUUUCUCAGCAAUUCAUGGACGUUUAAGGAUGUGCUGGUGCGACUGCUGGAUAUCAUUGCUAGUCCGAUUAGGGCGCGCAUUGAGGUCAUUUAUAGCCGUUGCCUGGGUGGCACCUAUGCGUUGAAGGAGUGCAUCAAUCAGGGACUUAUCGACAACUGUUGCCAUCUGCUGGCUCGCGUCCUGGCCGAAAUUGUCUACCAGACGGCACUCGGCGAAUACGAUAAACUGUUUUUGCCGCCACGCACGCUGCACUCAACGAGUUCACGCUUUGCUCGAUGCGAUUUGAGUCGCACCUGGAAUACGGGAAACUUUGGACCGGAUGCCAUUGCCUUCUCUGUGGAUCGACCUGGUAUUGCCAUAGCUGGCGCCAUGGUCUAUUCCGGUUCGGGCAGCUAUGACUAUCAGCUCGAGCUGCUCUAUGACAACACUGUUGAUCUGCAGCCGCAGCACAAAUGGGAGACAUUGGAGUCCAUCUCUGGCAGCUAUGAUCCAGAGGCUGUGCACAACGAUCUCGCCGAGAUUAAGUUCGAGCAUCCGGUACACAUUAAGGAGCAUGCACGCUACGCUCUGCGCCUGUGCUCCCAGGGUGCACGCACCUGUUCCGGUGAUUCGGGCAUGCCCACAGUGCGUGGUCCCUGCGGCACCAGCUUUCAUUUCUAUGCCUGCGAUUUGAGUUUUAAUGGCACAACGCCCGCACGCGGUCAACUGCCCAGCGUUCUAUAUUACAGCACGCCUAUCAAGCAGCAGCAGCUGCAUCAGCAACAACAACAACAACAGCAGCAGCAGCAACAUCAACAUCAGCAACAACAGCAUCAAUUGGAGACAGCCACGUGCUCAGCAGAUGCUGCACAUGCUCUGACCAGUAACAGCAACGAGGUCUCAACACGCGAUACGGCGCUGCAAAUUGCGGCGGAUAUAACGAAAAAAUGCACGGAAUUGCUUAUUCUGGCACGGAAUGCAAUGGCUGCAUCGUGUUCGCCCACAGACAACUCGUCGUCGAAUCACACACAGACCAUCGACUCGGAGCACAAUAUAACGCCCAUCGAGGAGCAUAUGGAUAUUAAUUGGGCGAAUAAUUCGCGGACCGCUGCGCUGCCCGUUGAUCCGCAGCUGUCGACAACUGCAAGGGAUUUGGGUAAACGCAUUGAGUCCUUCUCCAAGGGCAUUAUGGAGACACUUAAAUUCGAUAAGCGCUCAACGAAUCCAUUCGAAAUGGAAAUCGAAAUUGGUGCCACUGAAAUUGGUGUUGAGGAAACAGCCGAACUGAAUUUCUCCAACGUACAAUUGGCCGCCGCCAAGCUGAAUGGUAACGAGCGGGCUGAGUAUGAGCUGCAACAGCAGCAGCAACAACAACAGCAACAGCAGCUGCUCCAUUCCGACUCGGAGGAGGCACAUGUUGUUGGUUGCGGUGCCGGUGGCGGCGGCGGCGGUGGUGUUGCUGCCCUGCAACUGCUGGAGGUCUUCAAUUUGGCUGCAUCGAAUAUGUUUCACACACUGUUGCCGCUAGUCUAUGCGCACAUUGCCAACUUGGCCUGCAGCGAUCCAAAGAGUUCCGUGCAAAUACUCGGCCUGAUCAAGGAGAUUCUGCCGCAUAUCGCUGCGCUCAAUCAGCUGCACGUCUCCAAGGAGCAGUUGCGUUCGGAGCCGAUACCUGUGCCGCCCACGCCAGCCAGUAGCACAACAAGCAAUCACUAUUGUGUGGUCGAAAGCGAGCAUCCGUAUCGCAGUGCCAGCAUCAGUUGCUAUCGCGUCGAGUUUCCGCCCUGUGUCCAAUGGCUAACCAUUGAGUUUGAUUCACAGUGCGGCACCGCUCAGCUCGAGGAUUAUCUGUUGCUUUCGAUACCACUGCGCACGUCUAACGCACCACAGCCGUGCCAGUCGGCAAAUACUGCGGCGGCGUCGGCAGCCUCUGGCGAGGAUUACUUUGAUAUGCUCGAUAACAAUAUAAUCGGACAACAUGCCCACAAUGCCCAGCUGUUCGUGACCAGCUGCAAUCGGCCGCCGGGCAACCCAUCACAAGCACAACUACGCACUCAGGAAACAGUGGAGCCCGAUUGGAUUGUGGUCAAGAAGUUUAAUACUGCGCAUUGGCUGCAGAACGUUCUCAUUUUGCCCGGAAAUUGCGUUGAGUUCUCGCUGGAAACCGCUUCGCUGUAUGCUCAGGAUCCGCAUAAUAAUCGCUAUGGCUUCAAGUGCCUGGUGGUGGGCUAUGACAAUCCCACAGCGAUCAAUGCAAGCAAUUCGUGUCUGAUUCGUUUGGAACAGGAACUGGCCUAUCUGGGCGGCAUGUGCAGUGCGAAUCUCAUGAAGAAGGAUCUCAAUUUACCAGAUGACAAGGACAUGGACGACUUAAGCGGCAUUGAGGACACAAUUAGCGCACAUCAUGCUCUGCUCUCGAAAGGCUUUGCACUUUCCGAGCCACAAUUGACGGUUCAUCAGGCAUUGGAAUCAUAUCUGCCCAUUGGUUCGCAGUCGAAUGAACGACAGUUUCUCAAGGAUUUCAUUAGCGGGGCACCGGGCUCAUCGGGAGCUCGCUUGGCCGCCUGGCUGCAGCCGGAGUCGCGACUCGAUCCCAAUAAAUGUGAGCUGAACACGAUAACGGAACCGUUGCGCUAUGGUUGGCCCACACAGGUGACUGUCACCAUACGGGAUCAGUAUGGCGAUGCUGUGCUGGUGCCGGAGCUAAAGGUGGAGAUCAAGGCGAUACCCACCGGCCCGGAUCGCAGUGGCGUUUCUCACGGUGGCGGCAAUCUAAAGAUGCGACGCACCUCGUAUGCGGAGGAGAGUGCUGGCAGCCAUACGACGUUCGGACAUGGUUUGGGCGCCCAGCUCGGUGGAAUGGCGCCGCCGCCACGUCUCAACUAUGAGGCGACCACCAAGGAGAAAAUGUGCUUCAAGGCGAUCACAUUCAUGAAGCCCUACACCAAUUAUUCGUUCGAGGAGCUGCGCUUCAGCAGUCCCAUCCAGACGCGAACGACGGAAACGCUUCACGCCCAGGACAUGGAGGAUGGCACAUUCAGUGUCCACUGGACGCCCAAUUCGGUGGGCAGCUAUUGUCUGGCCGUUACCAUCGAUGGCAUACCACUCGAGGAGGUCUAUCGCGUCGAGGUCAAAGAGGGCGUCCUACCGCCACCCACCCAACGCUCGAAUGCGGCACGUCGUCCGCAGGCGCCGAGCAAGUUGCGCCGCUUUCAGGCACGCCACAGUGCCGGACUGCGGAUACGCUCGCAUCCGACACUGCAAUCGGAGCAGGUGGGCGUUGUGCGGCUGGGCGGCAUCAUAACGUUCAUCGAUGAGAUCGAGAACGAUGACGGCAUCUGGCUGCGUCUGUCCACGGAAUCCAUACGCCAGCACUGCACCAUGGGCUGGUAUCCAACGGAAGCCUGGUGCCUGCAAUUCAAUCAGCAUCUCGCUCGCACUCUCCUCCAGCCGGUGACGGAAAAUGGUAGCAAGGCACGCGCCAAGGCAGCUGCUGCUGCUGCUGGUGCUGGUGUUGCUACUGGUGCUGGUGCCGGUGAACCGUUGGAUGCGGCGCCAUCAGCGACGAGUCCCUGCGGCAGUGCUGCCGACAGUCCCGCCACCAGUCCCGGUCCCAGCAGUCCCAGUAAAUACGUCAAAUCGCCCACAGAGCGCAAAAUCUUUGAGUUGCCCGCAGCAGGAGUAGCGGGACCAGGACCAGGAGCAGCAGCUGGAGCUGGAGCUGCAGCAGCAGCAGCAGGAGCAGUUUCAGCAACCGCAUCUGCAUCCACAAAUCCGUUUCUGCUGCCCAUUAAAUCCGUCGAAUUGCAACCAGAGGCGGAUAGUUCGCUGGCGUCCACCGCCGAAUUGUUGCCCGGCAAUUUGGGCUCGGCCAUUGCGGGCGUUGUGGGCGGCGGCGCCAUCAAAUUGCAGGCGUUGCAAAAGUGGUUCAAGGGCGAUGCCCUCGAUCCGGCCACCCAGCCAGCAGCAGCAGCAGGAGCAGCAGCAUCAGCAGCCGCCACGGCUCCAGCAACGGCCUCGCAGUCCGCCGCCUCGGUGUCUGUGCGUGAUUUGGUGCGCGUUAUGGGUGCCGUUCAGGAGCAAGCGUCGCCGCUGCCACGCGGCAAUGGCAACAGUCGCGAACAGGAAACGAGCAGUGCCGUCACUGCCGCCGUCGCCGCCGCCGCCGCCGAGUCCGACUUUGAUGUGGCCAGUCUGCGACGCAUGAAUUAUACGGCCAGUCAGACGGCAGCGUUGCUUUCAACACCAAAGCAUACGCCGCGACGCAAUGCUGCACUUGGCUGUGCACAGGAAUCAUCGUUGCCAGCGCCGCCGGCAUCGUCGCAGCUGGCACAGUUGGAGGAUGAUCUCAGUAUGCUGCAGAUAAUAACGACAACGACAACGACCACAACAGCAGCCGGCAGCGAAACGCAAAGUGAACUGCAAAUUGGCGUUAGUUUGGCCGGCAGCAGUUCGGCAGCAACGGGGGCGUCAACUGGUGGCGCCGCAUCGAAACGGAGCAGCAGCAGCAGCACAAUGAUGGGUCCCAUAAAGCGAGCGAUGCCGCCAUCGUUUGCGGAGAGCAUACGUGCCGUAUUUGCAGCGCUCCUCUGGCAUGAGGGUGUCGUACACGAUGCGAUGGCCUGUGCCAGUUUCCUCAAGUUUCAUCCCGGGUUGCCCAAGGAGGGCGCCACUGUGAUGACACGACGCGAUGCAAACGAUGCCAGCCGAUUGCAGCUGUCCCGCGAACAAAAGGCACAACAGCGCCAUUCCGUUGAGGUGGCCAAUGCCGGUCACUAUCUCAAUAUACGUCCAUCGACGCUGGAAACGCUCACCAAGAGCGGCAACAGCUCGCUGCACAAUCGCAGCAAGCAUCGUAAGAAUGCACCACACACUGCUGCUGCUGCUGGCGAGGAUCAAUCGCAGCAACAGCAGCAGCAGCAGCAGCAAAAGCUUCACGCGUUGCCGGAGCUGGUUAGCGUGUUGCCGCCGGCGUUGCGCUGUUUGGUUUAUCUGUGGGAGCAAAUCUGUGCCGGCUGCGUUCACAUUGUCCAAUCGAAUGCUCUCGAGCAUCGGGAGCAGCGUCUGUUGUCGCCAGGUGGUCGUGACGCCAACGGUGAUCUCGAUGGCAAGGAGUGCAAGUCUGGUGAACUUGGUGCGGACACCAAGGAUCCCAGCAAGAAGUGCAAGCGCAAGAAAAAGGAUGACGGCAGCUGGUGCGAAAUCUGUGAACUCUUUCUGCCCAUGCCCGUCACAUAUCACAUGCGAAUCGCCCAUCCCGGCUGCGGCAAGUCCGCCAAGGGCAAGGGCUACAACUCGGUGGGCAUCUUCUGCGAGGGCUGGGCCGGCAAUUGCGGUGAGGGCGGCAAGGGCGCCUCCAGCUGGUUCCUCAUGUGCGACGCCUGUCGCGACAAGUAUCUCGCCAGCAGUCGCAGUGCCAACAAUAUUAACAGCGUCGCUCAACAAGCCGCCAAUGCAGCAGCGGAAAUGAACCUGUUUGGUGUGAAGACGACAACGCUGAUAGCCAACUCGGAGGUCUAUACGACCAUGCGAGAGAAUGCGACCUUUUUGCUGGAGCUGUGCUCCUCCUCAUCCACGUCGGCGAGCAGCCUGCAGUCCGCUGGCAACAUUGGCAGCCAGAAGCGAUCGCCGCAACAGCAACAGCACCAGGUAUCGAUGGCGAUGCCGGUGGUUAUCGAGCAUCAGCAUUUGGGCAUGCAAGAUCUCAAUUUGAGCAGCAAGCCGAGCACCAGUCGGGCAGAGUCUGCCCGGAGCAGUCGCAUUGGUCGUCUAAGCGGCAAGUUUACGCCCUUUCGCAAGAGCUUUGUGGGCGUGCCGCCGGCAACGCCAGAUAACGUUUGGCUGGCGCCCGACAGCUUCGCCUGCCUCGAGUGCCUCGGCACCGCCGCCCACGAGGAUCUGCCCUACGAGAUGCUCGGCCUGGGCGCCAAUGCCAACGAGAAUGGAUUCGAUCGGCCGCUUUCGGAGAUCUCGUACGAGUCAUGUGAUCCGAACAACUAUGAAAUGAUGUCCGGAUCGGUGGCGAAUGCGCCAACUGUCACUGGCGGCACACUGUCCAAGUUCCAUCGCAGCUACUCCAUGGGCCAAGGCUGGGCAGCUGUGGCACAACAACAACAUCAACACCAACAACAACAACAACAGCAGCAGCAGCAACAACAGCAACACCAAACAACGGCAACUGGUGCAUCAGCGGUAGUUGUGUUGCCAUUGGAGGCACAGCCGAAAGUUGUCUAUCGGAGACGGAACAAUUCGACCAGCGAAGGCGAUGGCUCCUUGCUCAUUUGCUAUCCGUCGGAGCAUCUGCGACGCCUGGUGCCACAGAAGCUGCUCGCCAGCGUUGCCGUGCUGCAUGCCACCAACACAACUAAUGCAAAUGAGCCGCAGUCCAAAUCAGCAGCCGCAGCCGCAGCCGCUGGCACUGAUUCCAACAAGGAGCAGUCAGCUAUUAGCGGAAGUCCCGUACCGGAUCCGAAUAGCGCACUGCUCACCCGACCGGCGAUGGCGUUCAUCACGCAGAAGCACGAGCUGGAACGAUUGCGUGGUGCAAUGCGUCGCAGCCUGCGGAUUGCCACCUGCCGCAUCUAUGCACUGCAGGCGCUCAACUGGCUGCUGCGCAGCGUCACCCAAGGCAUUUGUCUGCACGAUCUGAUGUGGUGGUUUGUCAGCUCAUUGGCGCAGGGCAGCGCCGAGUUGAUCGAUGGCAAAUAUGAGGAUGCCGGCGAACCGGCGCUGGAACAUCCGGUGGCCUAUACACAGAUCAGUGGACGUUUCGCCCAUUUGAUUACCCAGUCGCUGCAUGUGUUGCUGCAGUCGGUCGCUGAUUUGACGUUGCACUUGCCGCUCGGUUCGCCGCUGCAGCGUGUGGCCAUUCAGUGCUUUGGCAUUCGAUUCCGUCAGGCGGACCAUCAAUUUCUGCAUAGCUCGCAUGUCUUUGGCAACAUCUCCAAGAUAUUGUCCAAGUCGGAUGAGCAAAAUGAUGCCAUGGCCGUCUCAACAAUGCUGGCUGCCGCCGCCGCUGGCGAGACCCAUUGCGAUGCCGAGCACAAUAUAGCAACUGCCAGCAAUCAGCAUCAAAUUGCCGCAGGCAGCAGCGCACCUGGUGGCAAGGUCAUCUCCUACACGGAUCUAGCCGGCAUGUUCGAGGUAACCGUCUCAUCACGACCCGCCAUGGCCGAAUCUCUCACGGACAACUCAACGGAGACAUUCUGGGAGAGCGACGAGGAGGAUCGCAACAAGUGCAAGAUCAUUGAGCUGUCCAUGAGCAAGCUGACCUAUGCCUGCAAAUUUGUGCUCGUUCACAUCGACAAUAGCCGCGACAUUCAGAACAAGGUGCUGAAUGUGGUGUUCUAUGCGGGCCAAUCCCUGGGCGACACGAAUCUAAUCAAAUCUGUGGAUGUGGAUCCCAAGGCGUGCAUUUGGAUUGCAGCCAAAAUCAGCGACGAGAGCUGCACGCACUUUCGCCUCGAAAUGCACGGACCGGAGAAUACGCUGCGUGUGCGUCAAAUCAAACUGCUUGGACUGCCAAGCUAUCAGCAGGGCAUCGGCAUUGGCAUCGGCAUCGGUAUCGGUAUUGGCAAUGAGGAGCAACAGCAUGCUGAGCAUCAACGUUCCAAUUUGCGUCUGGCGCAUGCCGCACGCAUCCAACAGCAAAUCUGCGAGGCGGAAACGUUGCGCGUCUUUCGUCUGAUCACCGGACAGGUCUUUGGCAAGCUCAUCAGCAAUGUGAGCGAUACUGUCGCAUCAACGGGCGCACCUGGCUCUGGAUCUGCAUCACAGGAUGCGGCCAAUUCGAUGUUAGCCGAUUCGCUGGAUCUGCGCGAGCACAUGGUCGGCAUUUUGUUCUCACGCAGCAAAUUGUCGCAUCUGCAGAAGCAGGUGAUUGUCCACAUUGUGCACGCUAUCAAGAAGGAGGCGCAGCGCGCCAAAGAGGAGUGGGAACUAGCCAAUCUGACGCAUGUGCUCAAGCAUCAAGCAUCACCGCCCGCAUCAACAGCAGCAACAACAGCGACGACAACAGCGUCGGUUGUCAUCCCAACAACAUCGACGACAACGGCGACGGUUGCCACGUCCGGCGAGAGUAGCUCGGAACGCAAUCGUGCACCGGACACCUAUUGCUUUGAGAUGCUCAGCAUGGUGCUGGCGCUGUCGGGCAGCGUUGUUGGUCGUUCCUAUCUGUCGCAGCAGCAUGGCCUGCUGCGGGAUCUGCUCGGACUGCUGCAUACGGGUAGCGAUCGUGUUCAGCGUCAGGUGACGGCACUGUUGCGUCGCAUUCUACCCGAAAUCACGCCGGAGAGCUUUGCCGACUUGUUGGGCGUACAACGGCUGCCGCCAGCCGAUUACAGCAUUGCACAUCAGAGCGCCAGUGACUUUGAUAUGAGUCGAUUGGGACUGUUGGACAUCUUUCUGGCCGUCAUUGCCAAGUCGCUGCAGUUGCAGGUCAAGGUAAAGACAAACACGGCGAAUACAGCCACCGGAAGUGGCGGGGCCAAGUCCGGACAGGUGGAGAAAACACCCGCCUUUGUUCGACUCUGCAGCUCGCUGGAUUUGUCCGUGCAGCUGCUGCGAUCGCGGCCGAUGACAACGGAGCAUGGAUCGGCAGCGAUUAUAGGGAAUGAUCCCUUUCGCUUUGACCCAGUGCCCCCGAAGAAGGAGACGACCAAACGGAAUCUGAACCAGCGCUGGUUCCUCAACGGGCUUAUCUCCACCAAACAGGCAGAGAGCAUCAUUGGUCUCAUACGGGAUCUGGCAAGCGGCAAGCUGAGUGACAAGUGGUCACAGAUCACCAAGGCUGCUAUCGCUGAAUCUGUGCUGAAUCUGACACGACUCGAGGAGAUCUAUCGCACGCCGGAGCAUUGUACAAAGACGGCGACACUCUGGUUGGCGCUGGCUAGUCUCUGUGUGCUGGAACGGGAUCAUGUUGAGAAGCUCUCCUCUGGGCAAUGGUCGAAACUCUGCGACACACGACCCAUGUGCACCAAUCAUGACGAUGGCGAAACAGCGGCCAUCAUUCAAUGCGAGACAUGCGGUUCACUCUGUGGCGAUUGCGAUCGCUUUUUGCAUCUCAAUCGCAAGACGCGCUCACACAAGCGUACGGUGUGCAAGGAAGAGGAGGAGGCCAUACGUGUGGAGUUGCACGAGUCCUGCGGACGCACUAAACUCUUUUGGCUUCUUGCCUUGGCCGAUUCGAAGACGCUGAAGGCCAUGGUGGAGUUUCGCGAUGGCAGCCACACUAUUAUUUCGGGACCACAGGAGGCUGUAGGCCGCUGUCGCUUUUGUGGCCUCACCGGCAACUCGGGCCUGCUGGAGAUUGGAAAUGUGUGCGCCGAUGCACAGUGCCAAGAGUAUGCCUCCAACUCGUGCCUCAAAACAAAGCCCUGCGGCCAUGCCUGCGGCGGUGUCACCGGCGAGCGCAAAUGUCUGCCGUGUCUGCAACAUGUCUGUCAUGUGCGCGAGAACGAGCUGGCCGAGGAGCUGCGCGAUCCGAAGCUCACCCAGGAUGCCGACGACAUGUGCAUGAUCUGUUUCGUAGAGGCUGUUUCCUGUGCCCCAGCCAUACACCUGGAGUGCGGUCAUGUGUUUCAUUAUCACUGCUGCAAGGCGGUGCUGGAGAAACGCUGGAGCGGACCGCGCAUCACCUUCGGCUUCUCGCUGUGCCCCAUUUGCAAGGCAGACAUACAGCAUCCGCUGCUGGCCGAAAUACUGGAACCCAUCAAUGGACUCAAGCAAGAUGUCAAACGCAAAGCGCUCAUGCGUAUCAAGUAUGAGGGCGUGGUCAAGGACACUGAUAGUAGCAAGGAUGUCACACAGCUGGCGAUGGAUCGCUAUGCGUAUUAUGUGUGCUUCAAAUGCCAGAAGGCCUACUAUGGCGGCGAGGCGCGCUGCGAUGCGGAAAUUGGUGAAAAGUUUGAUCCCGAGGAGCUCGUCUGCGGCGGAUGUUCGGAUGUGGCGCGCGCCCAGAUGUGCCCCAAGCAUGGUACCGAUUUCCUCGAGUACAAAUGCCGUUACUGCUGCUCGGUGGCAGUAUUUUUUUGCUUUGGCACCACGCACUUUUGUGACACGUGCCACGAUGAUUUUCAACGGCUGACGAACAUACCGAAGACAAAGCUGCCCCAAUGCCCCGCCGGACCGAAGGCCAAGCAACUGCUGGGCGACGAGUGUCCGCUGCACGUAAUGCAUCCGCCCACCGGUGAGGAGUUCGCUUUGGGCUGUGGCGUCUGUCGCAAUGCCCAAACCUUUUAGCAACAGUUGGAAGUGAAACUACCGAUCGAGGAUCGAGAAUCGCCAACGGAACUGCAGUCGGCAACCGGUGAUGUGGAGGCGGCGCAGCGCAGCGUCGGGGAUGGUGCCGAGUGGCAGCCGAACGACCCGUAGACCCAUUUGCAUAUAUAUAUAUAUUUAUAUG
This is a messenger RNA of Drosophila grimshawi, 16248 nucleotides long. It is a transcript of the gene hiw, whose product is annotated as E3 ubiquitin-protein ligase highwire. NCBI's taxonomy places the organism in Eukaryota, Metazoa, Arthropoda, Insecta, Diptera, Drosophilidae. Gene Ontology annotation, cellular component: nucleus. The record is from RefSeq and is a predicted model, not a curated record.